This is a messenger RNA of Pteronotus mesoamericanus, 1863 nucleotides long. It is a transcript of the gene LAP3, whose product is annotated as leucine aminopeptidase 3. Lineage: Eukaryota; Metazoa; Chordata; Mammalia; Chiroptera; Mormoopidae. Gene Ontology annotation, cellular component: cytoplasm. Gene Ontology annotation, molecular function: manganese ion binding; metalloaminopeptidase activity. Gene Ontology annotation, biological process: proteolysis. The coding region runs from base 74 to 1633 and encodes 519 amino acids. The record is from RefSeq and is a predicted model, not a curated record. The transcript is spliced from 13 exons.
GCCCGGCGAUGCGAGCGCAUCCUCCCGGCGCCACGUGCUCGCUGAGGGCGGUGCUAGGGGCCGAGCCGACAAAAUGUUCUUGCUGCCUCUUCCGGCAGCGGGACGAGUCGCUGUCCGACGUCUCGGGGCGAAGCGCUUCUGGAGUCGAGGUUUUGCUGCCGCAGACAUGACGAAGGGCCUUGUUUUAGGCAUCUAUGCCAGAGAAAAAGAAAAUGACGCGCCCCGGUUUACAAGUGCAGGAGAGAAUUUUGAUAAAUUGGUGUCUGGAAAGCUGAGAGAAGUUUUGAACAUAUCUGGACCACCACUGAAGGCAGGCAAAACCCGAACUUUUUAUGGUCUGCAUGAGGACUUCCCCAGCGUGGUGGUGGUUGGCCUUGGCAAAAAGGGGGCUGGCGUGGAUGACCAGGAAAACUGGCAUGAAGGCAAAGAAAACAUCAGAACAGCCAUUGCAGCGGGGUGCAGGCAGGUUCAAGACCUGGAGCUCUCUUCUGUGGAGGUGGAUCCCUGUGGAGAUGCCCAGGCAGCUGCGGAAGGGGCCGUGCUUGGUCUCUACGAGUACAGUUGCCUAAAGCAGAAGAAGAAGGUGGUCGUGGCGGCAAAGCUGCAUGGAAGCGGUGACCAGGAAGCCUGGCAGAAAGGGGUCCUCUUUGCUUCUGGGCAGAACUUGGCACGCCAGCUGAUGGAGACGCCUGCCAAUGAGAUGACGCCAACCAAAUUUGCUGAAGCUAUUGAGAAGAACCUCAAAAGCGCUAGUAGUAAGACAGAAGUCUACAUCAGACCCAAGUCUUGGAUUGAGGAACAGGACAUGGGAUCAUUUCUAAGUGUGGCCAAAGGAUCCGAUGAGCCUCCAGUCUUCCUGGAAAUUCACUACAAAGGCAGCCCCAAUGAAAGUGACGCUCCCCUGGUGUUUGUCGGGAAGGGAAUUACCUUUGAUAGUGGUGGCAUCUCCAUCAAGCCGUCUGCAAAUAUGGACCUCAUGCGGGCUGACAUGGGAGGGGCAGCCACCAUAUGCUCAGCCAUCGUGUCUGCCGCCAAGCUCGGUCUGCCCCUCAACAUCAUCGGGUUGGCCCCGCUUUGUGAAAAUAUGCCCAGCGGUAAGGCCAACAAGCCUGGGGAUGUCAUCAGAGCCAAGAGUGGGAAGACCAUCCAGGUGGAUAACACGGAUGCCGAGGGGAGACUCAUCCUGGCUGAUGCGCUCUUCUACGCACACACCUUUAACCCCAAGGUCAUCAUCGAUGCGGCCACCCUAACAGGUGCCAUGGACAUAGCUCUGGGGUCCGGCGCCACUGGGGUCUUCACCAAUUCGUCCUGGCUGUGGAACAAGCUUUCUGAGGCCAGCAUUGAAACAGGGGACCGCGUCUGGAGGAUGCCUCUCUUUGAACAUUAUACACGACAGGUUGUGGAUUGCCAGCUUGCUGAUGUUAAUAACAUUGGAAAAUAUAGAUCCGCUGGAGCAUGCACAGCUGCAGCGUUCCUGAAAGAAUUUGUGACUCAUCCAAAGUGGGCACAUUUAGACAUCGCAGGUGUGAUGACCAACAAAGAUGAGAUUUCGUAUCUGUGCAAAGGCAUGACUGGGAGGCCCACGAGGACUCUGAUAGAGUUCUUGGUUCGGUUCAGUCAAGACAGUGCUUAGUGCAGACACUCUACUGAAAGCUCCUUUUUCUGUCUUAAAUGGGCAGUUGAGCUUCAAAAUAUUUUGCAAUGGAUAAAAACCUUUUAAAGGAAACAAAUGAUGGUAUUUUAAAAUGUAGAACAAAAUGAAAUUUGUAUGCCUUGGGUUUGUUUUUUCAUUUUUAUGCAGAGAUUGUAAAAUAGAAAGCUAGUAUGUUGCUUGGCAAAGAUUUUUAAGAUAUCCUAUAAAUG